AUGGCACUCUUGCCGAAUCAAAACAUAACACGACGAGCCGUCCCCUGGUAUGCAUUUUUUAUGCAAGAGGGAACGUUUCUGAGAAGAAACUUGCCACAAGCUGUUGGGAAGAAGUUUUUUCACGCUGAGCACACAUGCCAUGAGUCAAAUGCCCUACCAGUUGUCCACCACAGCAAGUAUGUGUGUGACCUUCCAGCGAACCACAGAUUCCCUAUGGGAAAAUUUCCCAAAGUUCUCAAGUGUUUGCUCGAUGACCAAGUAAUAAGAAACAAACAGGUUUGGGCUCCCAAACUGGCGUCAGAGCAGCUGCUGGCAGGCGUCCAUACAGAAGACUAUUUGAAACGAUUCAUUGGUGGGAAAACGACUGAUGACGAACAGAGGCGGACGGGUUUCCGUUGGAGUGAGGGAAUAGUACAGCGGUGCAGAUAUGAAACAGGUGGCACAGUGCUAGCAGCAGAGAUUGCCUUGCAGAGAGGCUUGGCUUGCAGCACAGCUGGCGGUACACAUCACGCUUUUCCAGACUACGGCUCAGGUUUCUGUCUGCUCAAUGACCUGGCAGUCACAGCCAAACAUUUAGUGAGCGAGUCCGCAUCCAGAAGGAAGAUUCUCAUCGUGGAUCUAGAUGUGCAUCAGGGUGAUGGCACGGCGUACAUCUUCAGAGACGAUCCAGACGUCUUCACAUUCUCAGUGCAUUGUGGGAAAAACUUCCCCUUACGGAAACAGCAAAGUGAUCUUGACAUUAGUGUAGAGGAACACAUGGAGGAUAAGGAAUACCUGGCUACAGUGGAGGCUCACCUGCCCUGGCUGCUGGAGACUUUUCGGCCAGACCUGGUCCUCUAUGAUGCUGGUGUUGACCCUCACUGGGAAGAUGAGCUGGGGAGACUUCGCCUUACAGACCAGGGCCUCUAUCAGAGAGAUCUGUAUGUACUUAACACCAUGGUGGGAAAAGGCAUACCCAUAGCCACUGUGAUUGGUGGAGGAUAUUCCAGAGACAUAGACAAAUUGGCUCUCAGACACUCCAUAGUCCACAGAGCAGCCACUAAGGUUUGGAAGGAAAAACGUAUGUGACAAAAGAAACCACUGCGGACUGAUGACGGCCUUCUCGUUUGGGAGUAAAUCACCUUAUGAAGUCAGAGACCAUCGUUUUAUGAGGUGUAAUACUGACUGUAAAAAUGAUUCUCAAUCAUUAAAACAGAU
Messenger RNA from Chanos chanos (milkfish), 1197 nucleotides. RefSeq names its product histone deacetylase 12 (gene hdac12). The coding region runs from base 1 to 1068 and encodes 355 amino acids. The record is from RefSeq and is a predicted model, not a curated record. Gene Ontology annotation, molecular function: histone deacetylase activity. Lineage: Eukaryota; Metazoa; Chordata; Actinopteri; Gonorynchiformes; Chanidae. The transcript has 8 exons. Gene Ontology annotation, biological process: epigenetic regulation of gene expression.